Cornus florida is the source of this 2649-nucleotide messenger RNA. Its product is annotated as wall-associated receptor kinase-like 14. Gene Ontology annotation, biological process: protein phosphorylation. Lineage: Eukaryota; Viridiplantae; Streptophyta; Magnoliopsida; Cornales; Cornaceae. The coding region runs from base 346 to 2415 and encodes 689 amino acids. Gene Ontology annotation, molecular function: ATP binding; protein kinase activity. The record is from RefSeq and is a predicted model, not a curated record. The transcript has 3 exons.
GGUGAAACUACCUCCUACAUUCAUAGACUCUCAUUUACUUCUUCAUAAUCUUUUCCUUUUCCUUUUCCUUUUCCUUUUCCUUUCUAAUCUUUAUCAAAUCCCCAAACCCCAUAUUCAACCCCCUAUUCACUCAUUGGAUUUUCAAAGACUUUUCAAUCACUAAUUCCACAAUUUCAGUCCUUACAUCAAUUAUACAAUCUCAACUUAUAUUGGGCACACCCCUCUCUCCUCCUCCUCUCUUUCUCUCUCUAAAUUUAUAUGUAUGACUUAGAUCAUCCCUUUUCUCUAUUCCAAUUAAGAUUAAACAUUUCAGUACUUUUCUUCUUGUGUACUAAUUCUUGAAAGAUGAUAUUAAGUCUCCAAAUCAUCAUUAUAUUUGCAAUAUGUAUUGUUCCGAUUACAACCAAGUGCAUCCAAUCAUGUGGCACUUCUCCAACCAAACACCUCCCUUACCCUUUCGGCUUCUCCGACGAAUGCCCAAUCCAACUGAACUGCAACUCAACCGGCGACAUUCUCAUCCACGACUUUCCGGUCCGUAAGGUCGACGCCGAAGUCAUUCUGAUCCAUCUCCAGGCCAAAUGCGACCGACCCAUCACCGACCUCCACUACCUCUUCGGCCGGAACUUCGCCCCGACGUCACGCAACGGGAUUCUGCUACAAAACUGCAGCUUGCCGAUCACGGCGUGUUUGAUUCCGACCACCAUGGUUCAGACCCACUUCGAAUUGCUGGAUUGCGGGUCGGAUGGUGCUAAUAAUAUUAGUUGUUACUCGGAGCAGAAGAAUCAGAGUCAGUUCAUUGAUUACCAUACGGUGGAGCAGAGUGGUUGUGGGUCGCUUUUCUCGGCCAUCUCGGCGGAGUCAUUUGGGAAUAAUUCGGCCGUGUCGUUGGAUGUUCAGGCGGUUCAAUUGGGGUGGUGGGUUGAAGGGGAUUGCGACUGUUCUGAUAAUGCGAAUUGCAGUAUAAUUGUGCCUCCGGUCGGACGGCCAGGACAUCGGUGUCAGUGCUUUGAAGGGUUCGUCGGCGACGGGUUUAAUGCUGGUUUGGGCUGCCGGAAAGCCUCUUCAGCAUGCAACCCUGCAAAGUACAUGUCAGGCCAAUGUGGUGGUACAACUAGAGUCGGCGUUUUAGUUGGAGGUAUUGCUGCAGGAGCUGCUUUGAUGAUCAGCAUUGGACUAAUAUGUUGUUUCAUCCGACGACGUUCCAAUUCAAAAACUAGAAACAGAAAAAACCGCCUGAUAUCUGAAACUACAGACAUCAACAUUCCUAUCUAUCCCUAUAGAGAAAUUCAGAGAGCCACAAAUAGUUUCUCAGACGAACAGCGGCUGGGGACUGGGGCUUAUGGGACAGUUUACUCCGGGAAACUUUACAGCAACGAGUGGGUUGCCAUUAAAAGGAUCAAACAUAGAGAUACCGAUACCACUGAGCAAGUCAUGAAUGAGAUCAAGCUCAUCUCUUCUGUGAACCAUCCAAACCUUGUACGCCUUUUAGGUUGCUCCAUUGAUAAAGAUGAACAAAUCCUUCUCUACGAGUUUAUGCCUAAUGGAACAUUAUCUCAGCAUUUACAAAGACAGAAGAGUGAGGUGCUUACGUGGCCAGUUCGCCUCACCAUUGCCUCCGAGACUGCUCAAGCCAUAGCCUAUCUCCAUUCGGCCAUGAAACCUCCCAUUUAUCAUCGAGACAUCAAGUCUAGCAAUAUACUUUUAGAUUACAACUUCAAAACCAAAGUGGCAGAUUUUGGUCUUUCUAGGCUUGGUAUGACCGAAACAUCACACAUCUCAACUGCCCCACAGGGAACUCCAGGUUAUCUUGAUCCUCAGUACCAUCAAGACUUUCAUCUUUCUGACAAAAGUGAUGUUUAUAGCUUCGGAGUAGUCCUUGUGGAGAUCAUAACAGCAUUAAAAGCGGUGGACUUUUCUCGGCCCCAAAAUGAGGUGAAUUUGGCAUGUCUUGCUAUAAACAGGAUUGGGAAAGGGUGCUUAGAGGAAAUAAUAGAUCCUUUCCUCGAGCCAGAUAGGGAUGCUUGGACACUUUCCACGGUGCAUAAGGUGGCCGAGCUAGCAUUUAGAUGCCUUGCAUUUCACAGAGACAUGAGGCCUCCGAUGAUGGAAGUAGCAGCUGAAUUGGAGCAAAUUAGGCUUAGCAGAUCAUGGGUAUCAUCAGAAGACAACAUCCCAGCUUCAUCAGAGGCAUCGUUUUAUUCUUCAUCGUCCAGUAUAAGUGAGAAACCACUAAGUGUGACAAUGAAGAAGCCCGAAUUGGAUAGCACUAGUCUAUUUGCACUACAGAUCGUGCCUGGUGGUUCGAGUUCAAUGGAUGGGAUGAAGGACUUUUCCCCUGUUUCUGUUCAAGAUUCGUGGCCAAGCGAACAAAGCUCGCCAUCAUCCAAUAGUUUGCUCAAUCAUGUAGUUCAGUAACCUUUAAAGCUGCUGUGUCUUCUUGGUGACUAGCUUCACCUCUGUGGAUAGUUAGCGUUUCAAAGGUACUCAUUUUGCUAUCAAAAGCAAAAUUUGCUUUAGAAAGCAAGAAAAGUAAAUGUGAAAACACCUAGAAUGGCUUCACUACCUCCUGUUAAUAUCAUUAAAGACGUACAUUUUGACUGCAACUUCUCUAUACUGAAAGUCAGAAAGUUAAAGAUUUUAUUUUUCCAA